GUGUUUCCUGGCCUAAGGAUUUCCAGAAUCCGAACACGCAGACGCAGAGCUACAGAAAUGGCGGCGGACGGUGGCAGCUCUUCGCUGGUACUACCCUGCGCUUUCUCGCCGAAAUCACGCCAGUACCUGGCUCUGUGCGCACAGGAUGGCAGGUUGCGCAUCUGGGACACAGACAGUAAAACACUGCACCAGGAAUAUGUACCUUCAGCCCAUCUGAGUGCCACUUGUACCUGUAUAGCUUGGGGACCAUGCCGGACGGCCAAGGAGGGGCCUCAGAGGAAGAGGAGGAAAUCGGAGGCGGCGCAGGUGGCGGAGAAGCCCGACCUGCUGGCCCUGGGCACGGCGGCGGGCACCGUCAUCAUCUACAGCGCGGUGAAGGGGGCGCUGCACAGCACCCUGGACGGGGGACACAGCGGGGAGGUGCACAGUGUGAGGUGGCACCCCAUGGAGGCGCUGUUGUACAGUGGUUCUGAAGACACGCACAUUGUGGAGUGGGACCUGCAGACUGGGAAAACACGCUGUAAGUGGAAAGCAGACCGCGGGCCAGUGACCAGCCUCUGUGUGAGUCCGGACGGCCGCCUGCUUCUGUCCGCUGGGCAAACCAUCAAGAUGUGGGACCUUGAGACCAAGGAGGUGUACCGGAGGUUCACAGGUCACUCCACGGCAGUGACAACCCUGUGUUUCGCCACCACACGCCCACCCGACAGCGACGGUCUGUACUUCCUGUCCGGGGCGGCCCACGACAGGCUCCUCAGCGUGUGGCAGGUACGGUCGGACGGGAAGGAUAAGAACUCGGUGGUGUCCUUCACCCUGACGGACGAACCGCGGCACAUCGACCUCAUCUCCUCUGACAGCAAGGAGGAGGCGGUGAGGCUGGCGGUCGUGUGCAAGGACGGGCAGCUGCACCUCUUUGAGCACUUUCUGAACGGGCCCUGCAAGAAGCCCCUCUCCCCCUCCUGCUCGGUGCAGGUGUCCGGGGUGGGGGGUAAGGGGGGCGAGGGAGACACCCCGGUGCCCGUACCCCUGCUGGCUGUUGCCCUCGGGGCAGAAAAGCAGGGGCUGAUCCUGGCCUACGGUAACCACCUGCAGCCUGUCCUGGAGAGAGCGUCGGUGAACACGGCAGAACGACACGUCUGCCUGGUCCGGGACAUCCAGGCCACGCUCGCCUUGUCCAUGGACACCGCCGUUUCCAAGGUGAAGACCCCCGUGGUGAACGCCGGCGUGAAGGUGCUCGCCCCCGGUCUCCCAGGACACCGGGCGCCCCUCCGACCGGGCCCCGCGGAGUCGCAGAAGCGGAAACCGGACGCCGACACCAAAGAGAUGUCCAUUGAGGAGAGGCUGGGGGAGAUGGACCUGUCUGUUGCCUCCAGAGGUAAGAAGGGGCAGAAGGGAGGCCCCUCCCUACAGACUGACAGCUACGCGGUGCUCCUGGUGCAGGGCCUGGAGAGCAAGGACGGGCAGAUCCUUAAUAAAGUUUUCCAAACCCGGAAAGAGGUUUUGAUUAAGAAGACUGUUGCCCGGCUACCACUCCCUGCAGUCUUGCCAUUGGUGGAGGAGCUGACCAGGAGAAUCCAGGGUCAUCCGUACACGGCAAUACUGCUGGUUCGCUGGCUCAAAGCGGUCCUUCUGCAACACACCUCCUACCUGUCUACUCUGCCAGACCUGGUGUCCCAGCUGGGGGUGCUGUAUCACAUGAUCGAGGGGAGAGUCAAGAUGCUGCACAAGCUAACCAGACUGCACGGCAAGCUGUACCUGCUGAUGACACAGGUGGCAGCAGGUGACAGUGCCCACAAAGUCACGGACGUGGACCACACUGCCAAGCUUGUCUACGAGGAGGAGUCUUCUGAUGAAGAGGAGGGUUCAGGAGAUGAGGCGAUUCCUGGGGAGGACUCUGACAACUGGGAGGAGGAAGGCAUGGAAGAUGAGACACUGAGCAGAGAAAACAAAGAGAAGGUGGAGGAGGAGGAGGAGGAGGAUGAAGAGAUGAACGAGGAGACUAAAGUAAACGGGGAUUCGGAUCUGGAACCCGAGAAUGAGAGCGAAGAAGAGUGAGCAAGAAAAACGAAUCAAAACAAUGGACCCAAAAAAAGGAAAAGAUUUAUAUAUAUGUUUUCGUUUUAUUUCCAAGUUUUUGAUUUUAUUUUAACAGAACAAUUUUAUACAGAAAUGUAAAAAAAAAAAAGUAAAAAAGUUUGCAGCAUCAUGACAGGGCAAGCACUGCCCAAAAGGUGCUGCUAACUGGGUCCGCCACCAGGGCGGCGAUGCUGAACUCAAACCUAGGCAGAGCGAUGACACUGGGAAAUGGUGUCUGAACUGUAAAGGUGGGAGAGGGAGGGAAAUGGACCGCCUGCCCUCUUCGACCCCCCCACGGGUCGCUGUGUGGCCCUGCUCUUUAAUACGGACGGGGGGUUUGACGAUGUGCCCCCCCCUUCGCAGGAUCUGGUGGUGAAUUCUCUUCACACAGUGUAAAUCUGUACAGUGCAGUGUUUGUGUGGGUUCAGCCUACCCAGAAGACCUGGGAUCAGUCAAACUCUGUAAGCAGCCUCCUUGUUUUGCCCCCCCCCCCCCCACCCCAAUUCCCUCACCCCGCUUCCUCAUUCCUCCUCUGUGUGCCACGUUUUUUUUGUGGAACAGCCUUUUCCUUCCUAAUAAUUCUUUCAAAAGGAUGAGGAAAUGCAAUGUGAACUCUUGGUCUCCUAAGCAAAUAAACGAUCAUUUAAAAAAUUUCAGUUUCAUGCGUCUUGACACAAAAUGGAGGUUCAGAUAAGUGUUCGUGCAUCGCGUGUUUCUCCCGAUGGUAGUGUUCUGUUAAGCCUUCAAACAUCCACGGCAGCCACCAUGUCAACCGUCGUCAGGGGUGGAAUUUAAAUGCAUUUUGUUCCACAUGCAAAGUGUAAAAUCCUCCCAUUUGCGUGCUGAAAUGGCCAUGCAAACGUGUCCCUUAAGUUCACUGCAUUUGUCAAACCGGGUUCAGAGCCAUCGUCAGAAGUGCAGACUGACAAUAUUGGAGUUUAACAGGAUAUUCUUGAGUUCAGCCUGAAAUCGGCUGUGUUGCUUUUAGGAAACUUUAUGAAUGUUAUUAACGACAACCGGUUGGAAUAAGUAGUUUUAUGCAGCUGUUGAUAUUAUUCUCUCCCCACCCCCACUCCUGAAACUGCUUUUGUAAUUCACAGGUAACCACUUUAACAAAAGAAAUUAAACGGUCGCGUUGCUGACUUGCAUAUGAAAUUGUAUAAAGUGAGGUUUGCAGCCAAUGGCCAGAGAUGGCCAAUUAAAAUUUUGCUAUGUCAACCA
Messenger RNA from Anguilla anguilla (European eel), 3294 nucleotides. It is a transcript of the gene wdr43, whose product is annotated as WD repeat domain 43. The transcript is spliced from 18 exons. Gene Ontology annotation, molecular function: protein binding. Bases 58 to 2052 code for a protein of 664 amino acids. Gene Ontology annotation, biological process: maturation of SSU-rRNA from tricistronic rRNA transcript (SSU-rRNA, 5.8S rRNA, LSU-rRNA). The record is from RefSeq and is a predicted model, not a curated record. Gene Ontology annotation, cellular component: nucleolus. NCBI's taxonomy places the organism in Eukaryota, Metazoa, Chordata, Actinopteri, Anguilliformes, Anguillidae.